Molecule: messenger RNA, 990 nt
Organism: Portunus trituberculatus (swimming crab)
Lineage: Eukaryota; Metazoa; Arthropoda; Malacostraca; Decapoda; Portunidae
Exons: 5
Coding region: 1-585 (194 amino acids)
Source: RefSeq, a predicted model, not a curated record
AUGGCGCCACUCCAAGCGGUCACGCCUCGCAAGUCUUCGUGCAGGCUCCAUUCCCUUGCCAAGCAACUCCCAGCCGUAAGCUCUUUUUGCUGUAUAAUUCAUUUUGAAAAUGAAUUAUACCGCAAAAAGAGCUUACGCAAAUGGACCUUCGAUGAGAUAGCUGCCACUCUGCAAGAACUGUUUCCUUAUCUGCAGGAUGUUGGAGGUUGGGGACACCACGCCCGUUACAUCUCUCCAGUCACCACACCACCACGGACCCUCGAGUGUACGCAGCCCAGUGUCCGUCUGUGUCUUGUCGUGGGCGUGACGUUCAGCAGCGGCAGGAACAGCAACGGGAACCUUGAUCUGCGUCAGUUUUCGUGCGGCGGGGUGACGUGCCGCUGCUGUGAGGUUAUCGGACCACACCACACCACACCACAGCACAGCACAGAGGAAGGAGAGGCGUUGAAGAUCCAAAGGCCUGACUCCACAGCGGUAAUGAGCCUCGUCUACCUUGCACUUAACGGACAACGCUCACUACCAACGCCUCUGCCUCCGCCACCGCCGCUGCCGCCGUUGAGGGAGACUGGCUGGAUGAGUGGGUGAUAGAGGCGAGGCAGGUGUGGUGAGGCGGAGGAUUGGAGACGAGAACCUACAGAUGACGGCAGACACGGAAGAUUCCACUAACCAGGUAGAUGAAUGUGUCAAGAUUGGUUGUGUGGGUGUGAGGAUCGGGUGUGGGGGAAGUUUGAGGGGGUUUGACGUGGUGUGGUUUCCUGAGACUGGCGUGGGAGAUGUGAGAAUGAAGGGAUGGGAGUGUCAGGAUGAAGGGCCAGGAUGCUACGUCACACGGGAGACGCUGGGAGGAGAACGAGGGAGAAGGGUGUAACUGGAGUGUAAGUGGAAUAACGAUCGAGGAGGGCGAGUGAGAGGCUGACUGAGGCAGUGAAGUGUGUAUUGUAGGACAGUGUGGCGUGGUACAUAUGGAGAUAAUCAGUUAAUUUUUCUCCA